Aspergillus steynii IBT 23096 is the source of this 7245-nucleotide messenger RNA. RefSeq names its product type I polyketide synthase. The record is from RefSeq and is a predicted model, not a curated record. Gene Ontology annotation, biological process: secondary metabolite biosynthetic process; fatty acid biosynthetic process. Lineage: Eukaryota; Fungi; Ascomycota; Eurotiomycetes; Eurotiales; Aspergillaceae. Bases 1 to 7245 code for a protein of 2414 amino acids. Gene Ontology annotation, molecular function: phosphopantetheine binding; fatty acid synthase activity; 3-oxoacyl-[acyl-carrier-protein] synthase activity. The transcript is spliced from 8 exons.
AUGAGUGAUUCCACGGCAAUCGCAGUCGUCGGGCUUUCCUUGGGGUUUCCCCAAGAUGUGACGACAUCAGAUGCUCUGUGGGAAUUGAUGUGGGAAAAAAGGAGCACGGCAACAAAGGUUCCUCAAGAACGACUGAAUAUAGACUCCAUCUAUCAUCCGGACCGGCAUCGACGUGGACAGGUCCCCGUAAGUCAUGGCCAUUUCAUGCAUCGCGAUCUCGCGGCCUUCGAUGCCUCCUUCUUCGCCACUUCCAUGCCAGACGCUGCGAGCAUGGAUCCGCAACAACGCUUACUGCUAGAACACACCUACACAGCACUAGAAAAUGCUGGACUCCCGAUGGAGAAAGUGACCGGGACGAAGACCUCGGUAUAUACCGGAAGCUUUUCCAUCGACUGGAUGCAGAUGCAGUAUAAGGAUGCGGAGGAGUGCAAAACUACAACUGCACUUGGCGUGCAGGCGUCAUGCAAUGCUAACAGAGUCAGCUGGUUUUUCAAUUUCAAAGGAAACAGCGCGAACAUCGACACGGCUUGUUCCAGCAGCUUGGUGUGUUUGGAUCUGGGAUGCCGGGAUCUGCAAUCUGGCAGAGAAGACAUAAGCAUCGUAGCCGGAUCCAACAUCAUCGUUUCACCAGACAACCUGCAUUCACUGAGCAACUUGAACAUGCUUUCCCCGGACGGGCAGUGCUAUAGCUUUGAUCACCGAGCCAAUGGAUACAGCAGAGGAGAAGGUGUCGCAGUCCUUGUUCUCAAACGCGUGAGCGACGCCAUCAGAGACAACGACACAAUCCGCGGCAUCAUUCGCAACACGGGGUGCAAUCAAGACGGACGCACCUCAAGUCUCACGGUCCCGAGCUCCGAUAUGCAGGCGACUCUAAUCCGAGAUACUUAUACAAAUGCGAGACUAAGCAUGGAACCAACGCGGUACUUCGAAGCCCAUGGCACGGGCACUCCCGUCGGAGAUCCAACGGAGGCAAAAGCCUUGGGGAAGGCGUUUGGUCAGGUUCGGACUGUUGAUGAUCCGUUGUGGGUUGGCUCGGUGAAGAGUAAUAUCGGACAUUUAGAAGGUGCCAGUGGUAUCGCGGGUGUCGUUAGGGCGAUGCUCGUCCUGGAGAAGGGAAUAAUUCCACCGAAUGCGAAUUUCGAGAAGGUCAAUCCGGAUAUUGACACUGAGGCUCUCAAGAUCCAGUUUCCCCUGGAGCAUACGCCGUGGCCAACCAAAGGUCUUCGACGAGCGUCGGUCAAUUCGUUCGGAAACUCUGGAACAAAUGCCCAUGUUAUCCUUGAUGAUGUCUUUCACUUCCUGGCAGAACACCAUCUAUUUGCCCACCACCUCACGGUGCAAGAUCCGCCGACGACACCCGUUCUCGAGCAAACUUCGAUCGAUGUCUCAUGCUCGCUACUGCAAUCAUCCCACAACCCGGGUUCCAAGGACAGCAGACCACGACUUCUAGUCCUCUCCGCCAACGACGAAUCCGGCAUUCGCAGACAGGUCAGCGCUUACGCCGAUCACUUCACCAAAUUCGCCGACAGGCUCGACUUCACCUACCUAGACCACCUUGCCUAUACGCUGGCAUCGCGCCGAAGCUCAUUAGCGUGGAGGACUACCGCAAUAGUGAGCUCUGUACAGGACCUGACGCAACUAGGCCGCACGAUAUCUCCGGCGACACGAUCAAAGCCCUACCCUGGCCUCGUCUUCGUUUUUGCAGGCCAAGGCGCGCAGUGGGCCGGAAUGGGACGCGAUCUCAUGACGCUAUUCCCAGACUUUAACCAAAGCCUGGAGCGGUCAGAAGACGCACUCUUCGAGCUCGGGUGUUCGUGGAAUCUACGCGACGAGAUCUUACGAGAGCACGACUCCAAGAUUAACGCGCCCGAACUUGCUCAGCCCUGCUGUACUGCGAUUCAGAUUGCCUUGGUGGAUCUCCUUCGCAGCUUCAAGGUGGAUGCGAAGGCGGUCAUAGGCCAUUCGUCGGGCGAAAUUGCAGCGGCGUAUUGUUCUGGAUUCAUAUCUGCUGAAGCGGCGUUGAAAAUCGCAUACCAUAGGGGUGCCGUCUGUUCGGCUCUGGCGUCGGGUGCGUUGGGGCUGAAAGGGACGAUGAUGUCUGUCGGUCUAUCGGAGGGAUAUUUUCCGUCGUACCUCGAUGAGUUGAAGACUCAGCUUGGGGAGGUCGAUCUGGUCGUGGCUUGCGUUAACAGUCCAAGCAAUGUGACUGUUUCCGGGGAUGUCCGACAUAUCGACGCCUUGAAGGCCAUCUUGGACCGCAGGGAGGUCUUUGCCCAGAAGCUGUCUGUCGGCGUUGCAUAUCAUUCUGCCCACAUGCUGCGCGUGGAAGAUCAAUACCGGGACGCUAUAAGGGGGCUCGAGCCUGGAAUCUUACCCCUAGCUGAAUCAGAAUGCAUGAUGUUCUCGUCAGUUACAGGGAAGCGAGUGCUACCUAGCGAGCUCCUCGAUCCGGAGUACUGGGUAAAAAACAUGGUGUCGCAGGUUCGCUUUGUGGAUGCAAUGGCUACGCUUCUAGCCACAUCUCAUGGGAAAGUCGAACCGAGCCACUCUACGCAAUUCUCCCUUGAUAUGUUCGUGGAAAUAAGCCCUCACCGGAACUUACAACGUCCGGUCCUUGACUUAUUACAAGAAUCCCGGGGUCCUCAAGUCAAAUACACUCCUCUCAUGAUCAAAGGCAACGACUCAGCGGAAUCAACCAUGCGUGCACUCGGAGAAAUGGUAUGCCUUGGAUAUCCAGUGUGUCUGGAACGUGUCAAUCUCCUCGAGCAAGGCCCAAAAGCGCACUACAUGGCCUUACCAGACCUGCCCAGCUACGUCUUCGAUCAUUCCCACAAAUACUGGAAUGAGUCCCGGCUCAGCGCACGGUCGCGUCUAGGUGAUACCGGUAAACUUGAUCUUCUAGGAAAGCCGGUUGUAGACUGGAACCCGCUCGAGCCUCGGUGGAAGAACCGUCUUCGCGGGUCCGAGAUGCCAUGGAUCGAAGACCAUCUGGUCAAUGGGGUGAUGAUCUAUCCUGGGGCAGGCAUGCUUGUCAUGGCGAUCGAGGCGGCGAAUCAGAUCACAAAAGAGACUGAUGAUGUGAUCGGGUUUGAAAUCUCAGAUGUCCACUUUAAAAAGCCGCUGCAUAUCUCGGAGGAGCCGGAAGGUGUUGAGACGCAGUUGGUGAUCCAUUUGGCCCGAGACUCUGUAAAGCCUCUUUACCAGCCGUCUGAGUUCCGUCUGUUUUGUUACAGGAACGAUGUCUGGAACGAGUGCUGCCAUGGGUUCAUACGAGCAAAAUAUCGGGUUGAUGAGAAUCCAGUCACGAAUGGAGACGCUAAUUACAGUGAAUUAUCAACGCACCGGGAAGCUGCUGCUUCGAUUGAAGGAUCUUGUCAAACAGCGAUUGACCGGAUUAAAUUCUACUCCGGUCUGAAGCAUAUAGGAAUGGUUGAGGGCCCUGCCUUUUGGCGAGUCAAGGAGGGAUCUUUUGACGAGCAAUAUCGCGUUAGGGCGAAGAUUGAACCAUUCCGAUGGCCUGAAAACAACUUUCCACAGCCUCACGUUAUCCACCCAACGACAUUGGACAGCAUCUUCCAUCUAGCACUUAUUGGCUAUUGUCGCAGCGGUGAAAGGGUUAUUCCCACUAUGAUUCCUUCGUCUCUUCGCCGACUCUUCAUCAGCAAGUCUGGGUUAAGCUAUCCCGACGCCGACGAAAUCCAGGAAUAUACCUGGCCAGAAACUACAGAUCGUCGUGGAGCUUCCUUCAGUGGAUUUGCUUUUGGCCAGGCCAAUUAUAGUCUGCUGGUGCAGUUUAGCGACCUGAGAUUGACUACCAUUGCAAGUUCUAAGGAUGAUUCUACCCGCGAUACAUCAGACGGUCUGCAGCUAGCAUAUCAAAUACAGUAUCGACCCGAGCCCGAUCUCUUGGACCCUAAAUGUCUUCUACGCAAUUGUCAACACAUAUCCGCCGGGGACGUCUCGGUAGCAGAGCGCUAUAUUGAUAUGCUCGCCCAUAAAAAUGGCGACCUUCGCAUCCUGGAGCUUAAUGCGGGGGAUCGAGCGCUGACGAAGAGCCUAUUACAUACGCUCUCUGUUCAUGACACAGCCGGUGAGCUAAUCUAUCCGAGAUAUUCGUCUUAUACUUUCGCUGCUCAUUCAGACGAGAUUCUCGAGGAGCGGAAAGGGGACCUUCAGCACUUUUCGUCCGUGAGGUUUGUUCUCUAUGGUCUCCCACAAGAUUUGACCAACCAAAAACAACAACUUGAAAGGCCUUACGAUAUUAUUGUCGUGCCUCAUCUGGCAGAGCAGAACAAAGCCGCACUACUAAACUUGAAAGACCGCUUUUCUCCCACCGCAAAGUUGCUAGUUUACGGUGUCCCAAAUGACGACGCCAUGCCGGUCUGUGAAUACGAUCUGCAAUCGAAAGGUUCCAUGUCAGAAAAUAUGUCACAGUCUACUGUGCAGGCUAAUCACUCCGGAUCCGUCAGUUCGAAAACCCAUCGGACGGACAAACAAAUAUUCUUUAUCAUGGGUGCGACUUCGGCGGUGCAAACCCUGGCUUCUCGUUCUCUGAUCACGCAUUGGGCAAAUCGAGACAUUACUAACGUCCGAACUGGGAGCCUAGAAGAGGCCAUAACUGUGGAGGACGUUGUUAACAUCAUCUUCGUGGUUCUCCUGGAGUUGGACCGACCGUUUCUUUACAGCAUUGGCCACGAGGCAUAUAAUACCCUCAACGCGUUUUUCCAGAAAGCGACACAUGUGCUCUGGCCGACAUUUGCCGGUGGAACAGAGGCUGGAAAGCCCGAGUAUUAUUUGAUUCACGGCUUGACUCGCGCUCUUCGCCACGAGUAUCCUGCGCUGAAUGUAACCGUUGUUGCGCUCGAGGAGACAAGCGAUCAGUGUCUUUCUGAGUGGCAAUUGGACUCGCUGACCCAGCUGCUUUUUGACAAGCACGCGUACCCGAAGCCUUCUAUCAUUGAUUCAGAGUUCCUCGAAUUAAACGGAUCUUUGCAAAUCCCUCGCAUUGUCCCCUCUGCAACAGUCACGCACGAGCUCACAAAAAGAUGGACACCCAGCCACUCCGGCAUCAAAAUGAUCAAAGAAUGUCCACCACUAGUGCUCACCCUCAGCUCCGUCGGCAUCCUCGACUCCCUCUGCUUCUCGGAAGACGCCAACCCCCAUACACCCCUCGCCGCGGACGAGGUCGAAGUCCAAACGCACACGAUCGGCAUGAACUUCCGCGAUCUCCUCGUCGCGAUGGGCCAGAUCCCCGACGCGCCGAUGGGCCAGGAGUGUGCGGGGGUUGUUCUGCGCGCCGGCGCAAAUACAUCCUACCAGUCAGGCGAUCGGGUGAUUAUCGCAGCCCCUUCGACGUUUAAAACGAUCGCCCGCGGAAAGAUGGUCGUGGGUAUACCAGACGACAUGUCCUUCGCCACUGCGGCCGCCAUCCCAGCUCAAUUCGGCACAGCCUGGGAAGCCAUUCAUUAUCUGGCGCGCCUGGAGGAGGGCGAAACCAUCCUCAUCCACGCUGCGGCCGGCGGCACCGGACAGGCAGCGGUCCAAAUCGCGCAGCUUGUCGGCGCAACAAUCCUGGCCACAGUGGGAUCUGUCGCCAAGAAAGCCCUCCUGAUGGAUCGAUACGGGAUCCCCGAAGACCAGAUCUUCUACAGCCGCGACACAAGCUUCGUUUCUGGUGUCAAGCGUGCGACGGCCGGACGCGGCGUCGAUGUAGUUCUGAAUUCUCUAGCUGGGGACGGCCUCCUCGCUUCUUUGGACUGCAUUGCGCCCGGGGGGCGAUUCAUCGAGAUCGGACGGAAGGAUAUUGACUCGAAUUCGAACCUCCCUAUGUCUGCGUUGAGCAAGAAUGUCUCGUUCAUUGUCUUCGACGGGUCUGUUUUCUUGCGUCGGUAUCCGGCUCGGUGUCGGAGCAAUCUGCAACGCUUGGUUGAUAUGUUCAGUUGGGGGGAGCUGAGGCCCGUGGAGCCGUUCCAUGUGUAUGAUGUUGGGGAUGUCGAGACGGUGUUUCGAAAGGUGCAGAUGGGCGAGAGUAUGGGCAAGUUUGUUUUUGAAGUGACUCCUGAAUCGAGGGUGCAGGUCACGCUCAAUACACGACCAAGCUUCUACAUGGACCCCAAUGCAACAUUCGUCCUCGCGGGCGGGCUCGGGGGCAUCGGACGGGCGACAGCGCGAUGGAUGGCUGCACGCGGCGCAAAGAACCUCAUCUUACUCUCUCGAUCCGGGCCUCGGACCGACGUCGCCCAUGAAUUGAUCAACGAGCUACAAACCGCAGGGGUCCGAGUAGAAGCACCAGCCUGCGACAUCACGAACCUCGAAGCCAUGAAAGCCGUCUUUGACCGGCUCUCGUCCUCAAUGCCUCCUAUCAAGGGCGUAAUCCAGAUGUCCAUUAUCCCCAAAGACCGCCUCUUCUCCGAAAUGCCCUACCCCGACUUCAAACCCUCUGUUGACUGCAAAUCCCUCGGCUCCUGGAACCUCCACACUCUCCUCCCAGCCGGCAUGGACUUCUUCAUCCUCCUGUCCUCCGCGUCCGGCCUCGCCGGCAUAAAAGGCCAAACGAACUACGACGCUGGUAACACCUACGAAGACGCACUCGCGCGGUACCGCGUCUACCACGGCGAAAAAGCCACCGCGCUCGACCUCGGCGCGAUGGUCGACGACGGGAUCUUAGCAGAACAUCCGAGCUUGCUGCGGAGGGUUCUUGCCUACGGUACGCUUGAGCCAAUUACGCGGGCUAAGUUCUAUGGGAUCUUGGAUUAUUGUUGUGAUCCGGACAGGGGGUUAGGAACGCCCCGAGAGGCGCAGAUUGCGUUGGGACUAGGGGCGGGUGGGGGUGAUGGGCUCGAGAGUAUUGAUUAUCAGAGGCAGCCGAUGUUGCAGCAGCUUAGGAUUGCGGGGGAUUGGAGGCGUGGGGAUGGGGAUGGUAAGGGGGGGAAGCAGAUUGUUGUGAGUAAUAGGGAACGGCUGGCGGUGGCAGAGGGUUUGGAGGAUGCGAAGGAGGUUGUUGUUGAGGCGAUUGUGAAGAAGUUGGCGAAGUCGUUGAUCUCGAUGCAGGAUGGUUCGUCGGUUGAGAGGGACAGACCGCUGUCGGUACUGGGGGUGGAUUCUCUUCUGGCGAUUGAGCUGCGGAAUUGGAUUGUGAAGGAGUUCAGGGUCGAUCUGGCCGUUUUUGAGACUCAGGGGUCGUCGACGCUGGAGACGUUGAGUCUGUUGGUGGCGCGGCGCAGUAUUGAGGAAGAAGAGAGGUAG